GCCGCGCUGACCGACAGACGCACGGACGGAUCGAUCCACCGACAGGCGGGCAUGCCGACGGCCUGGCUCUAGUCCGGGCGCGGGGCUCCGGCCGUGGCCAUGGAGCAGAGGCUACGCGCGCUGGAGCAGCUGGCGCGGGGUGAGGCCGGAGGCGGCCCGGGGCUCGACGGCCUCCUGGAUCUGCUGCUGGGGCUGCACCACGAGCUCAGCAGCGCCCCCCUGCGUCGGGAGCGCAAUGUGGCGCAGUUCCUGAGCUGGGCCAGUCCCUUUGUAACCAAGGUGAAAGAACUCCGUCUACAGCGAGAUGACUUUGAGAUCCUAAAGGUGAUCGGCCGAGGGGCCUUUGGGGAGGUUGCUGUGGUGAGGCAGAGGGACAGUGGGCAGAUUUUUGCCAUGAAAAUGCUGCACAAAUGGGAGAUGCUGAAGAGGGCCGAGACCGCCUGUUUCCGGGAGGAGCGGGAUGUUCUGGUGAAGGGGGACAGCCGCUGGGUGACUGCUCUGCACUAUGCCUUCCAGGAUGAGGAGUACCUGUACCUGGUGAUGGACUACUACGCUGGCGGGGACCUCCUCACGUUGCUGAGCCGCUUUGAGGACCGCCUUCCCCCUGAGCUUGCUCAGUUCUACCUGGCAGAGAUGGUGCUGGCCAUCCACUCGCUGCACCAGCUGGGCUACGUCCACAGGGAUGUCAAGCCAGACAAUGUCCUUCUGGACAUGAACGGGCACAUCCGCCUGGCUGACUUCGGCUCUUGCCUGCGUCUCAACAACAGUGGUAUGGUGGAUUCAUCGGUGGCAGUAGGGACACCAGACUACAUCUCCCCUGAGAUCCUACAGGCCAUGGAGGAGGGCAAGGGCCACUACGGCCCACAGUGCGACUGGUGGUCCCUGGGAGUCUGCGCCUACGAGCUGCUCUUCGGGGAAACACCUUUCUAUGCUGAAUCCCUGGUGGAAACCUAUGGCAAGAUCAUGAACCAUGAGGACCACCUGCAGUUCCCCUCAGAUAUGCCUGAUGUGCCAGCCAGUGCCCAAGACCUGAUCCGCCGGCUGCUGUGCCGCCAGGAGGAGCGGCUGGGUUGUGGCGGGCUGGAUGACUUCCGGAACCACCCCUUCUUCCAAGGCGUGGACUGGGAGCGCCUGGCGAAUAGCACUGCCCCCUAUAUCCCUGAGCUUCGAGGGCCUAUGGACACCUCCAACUUUGAUGUGGAUGACGACACUCUCAACCAUCCAGGUACCCUGCCACCACCCUCCCAUGGGGCCUUCUCAGGCCACCACCUGCCAUUCGUGGGCUUCACCUAUACCUCCAGCUGUUCCGCUUCUGAGAGCAGAUCUGAACCUGGGGCUGCCCUGGAGAAGUUCUGCCAUUUGGAGCAGGAUAAGGUGGAGCUGGGCUGGAAGCACCAAGAGGCCCUGCACGGCUGCUCAGACCACCAGGAGCUGGCGCGGCUGCGGACAGAAGUGCAAACUCUGCAGGGGAGGCUGGCAGAGAUGCUAAGAGACAGCAAGGCCCACUUGUCCCAGAUGGAUGGGGCUCCUGCUGGUAGCCUAAGCCAAGACGGUGACCUGUGGCAGGAGAAAGAUCGGCUCCAGCAGGAGCUGGCCGAGGCUCAGGCAGGGCUGCAGGUGCAGGGUCAGGAGCUGCGCAGAGUCCAGGGCCGGCAGGAGGAGUUGCUGCAGCAGCUGCAGGAGGCCCAGGAGAGAGAGGCGGCCUCAGCCAGCCGGAUCCAAGCCUUGAGCUCCCAACUAGAGGAAGCCUGGGAUGCCCAAAGGGAGCUGGAAGGCCAGGUGGCUACCCUGCGCCAGGAGGUGGCACAGCUCCAGGGACAAUGGGAGCGAAGUCUUGAGAAGUCGUCUUCCCCAGCCAAGACGGUCCACACAGCCUCUGAGACCAACGGCACAGGCCUGCCUGAAGGCGGACCCCAGGAGGCCCAGCUGAGGAAGGAGGUGGCAGCCUUGCAGGAACAGCUGAGACAGGCCCGCAGCCGUGGGCCUGGAGAGAAGGACGAGGCCCUGUGCCGGCUGCAGGAGGAGAACCAGCGACUGAGCCGGGAGCAGGAGCGGCUGGCAGAAGAGCUGGAACAGGAGCUGCAGAGCAAGCAGCGGCUGGAGGGAGAGCGGCGGGAGACCGAGAGCAACUGGGAGGCCCAAAUUGCAGACAUCCUCAGCUGGGUGAAUGAUGAGAAGGUCUCUAGAGGCUACCUGCAGGCCCUGGCCACCAAGAUGGCGGAAGAGCUGGAAUCCUUGCGGAAUGUGGGCACCCAGACGCUCCCUACCCGGCCUCUGGACCACCAGUGGAAGGCGCGCCGGCUACAGAAGAUGGAGGCCUCUGCCCGGCUGGAGCUGCAGUCAGCGCUGGAGGCUGAGAUCCGUGCCAAGCAGAAUCUGCAGGAGCAGCUGACGCAGGUGCAGGAGGCCCAGCUGCAGUCUGAGAGACGCCUGCAGGAGGCUGAGAAGCAGAGUGGAGCCCUGCAGCAGGAGCUGGCUGCCCUGCGGGAGGAGCUGCGGGCCCGCGGGCCAGGUGAUACCAAGCCCUCAAACUCCCUCAUCCCCUUCCUGUCCUUCUGGAACGCAGAGAAGGACUCAGCCAAGGACACUGGCAUCUCAGGAGAGGCCCCAAGGACUGGGGCGGAGCCAGAGCUGAGGCCCGAGGGCCGCCGCAGCCUGCGCAUGGGGGCUGUGUUCCCCAGAGCUCCUGCUGCCACCACUGCCCCUGCAGAAGUUCCUCCUGCCAAGCCUGGCUCACAUGCACUGCGUCUCCGGAACUUCUUGUCCCCUACCAAGUGUCUCCGCUGCACCUCACUGAUGCUGGGCCUGGGCCGCCAGGGCCUGGCCUGUGAUGCCUGUGGCUACUUCUGUCAUUCAACCUGCGCCCCCCAGGCCCCACCCUGCCCUGUGCCCCCUGAACUCCUCCGCACAGCCCUGGGAGUGCACCCUGAGACAGGCACGGGCACUGCCUAUGAGGGAUUCCUGUCGCCCUCCCAUGCUUACUUCCCAAAGGUGCCACGGCCCUCGGGCGUCCGGCGGGGCUGGCAGCGGGUAUAUGCUGCCCUCAGUGACUCACGCCUACUGCUGUUUGAUGCACCUGAUCCGAGGGUCAGCCCUGCCAGUGGGGCCCUCCUGCAGACCUUGGACCUAAGGGAUCCCCAGUUCUCAGCCACUCCAGUCCUGGCCCCAGAUGUUAUCCAUGCCCAAUCCAGGGACCUGCCACGCAUCUUUAGGGUGACGGCCUCCCAGCUAACAGUGCCACCGACCACCUGCACCGUGCUGCUACUGGCUGAGAGUGAGGGAGAGCGGGAGCGCUGGCUGCAGGUGCUGGGUGAGCUGCAGCGCCUGCUGCUGGACACACGGCCAAGGCCCCGGCCUGUGUACACACUCAAGGAGGCCUACGACAACGGGCUGCCACUCCUGCCCCACACAUUCUGCGCCGCUGUCAUCGACCAGGAGCGGCUUGCCUUGGGCACAGAGGAGGGGCUCUAUGUGAUCCAUCUGCAUAGCAAUGACAUCUUCCAGGUGGGGGAGUGCCGCCGGGUGCAGCAGCUGGCUGUCAGCCCCUCUGCAGGCCUGCUGGUUGUGCUGUGCGGCCGUGGCCCUAGCGUGCGUCUCUUUGCCCUCGCGGAGCUGGAAAGCACUGAUGCAACAGGUGCCAAGAUCCCCGAGUCCCGAGGCUGCCAGGUGCUGACAGCCGGGCGCAUCCUGCAGGCCCGCACUCCCGUACUCUGUGUAGCUAUCAAGCGCCAGGUGCUCUGCUACCAGCUGGGCCCGGGACCAGGGCCCUGGCAGCAUCGCAUCCGGGAGCUUCAGGCACCUGCAUCUGUACAGAGCCUGGGGCUACUGGGUGAUCGGCUGUGUGUGGGUGCUGCUGGCACCUUCGCCCUCUACCCACUGCUCAACGAGGCUGCACCCUUGGUGCUGGGGGCCGGCUUGGUGCCAGAGGAGCUGCCACCAUCCCGUGGAGGCCUAGGUGAGGCCCUGGGUGCUGUGGAGCUCAGCCUUAAUGAGCUCUUGCUGCUCUUCACCACUGCUGGAGUCUACGUGGAUGGCACUGGCCGCAAGUCACGCAGUCACGAGUUACUGUGGCCAGCAGCACCCACAGGCUGGGGUUACACAGCCCCUUACCUGACAGUGUUCAGUGAGAACGCCAUUGACGUGUUUGACGUGAGGAGAGCAGAAUGGGUCCAGACGGUGCCGCUCAAGAAGGUGCGGCCCCUGAACCCAGAGGGCUCCCUCUUCCUGUAUGGCACCGAGAAGAUCCGCCUGACCUACCUCAGGAACCGGCUGGCAGAGAAGGACGAGUUCGACAUCCCCGACCUCACCGACAACAGCCGGCGCCAGCUGUUCCGCACAAAGAGUAAGCGCCGCUUCUUCUUCCGUGUUUCGCCGGAGCAGCGGCAGCAGCAGCGCAGGGAGAUGCUGAAGGACCCUUUUGUGCGCUCCAAGCUUAUCUCACCGCCCACCAACUUCAACCACCUGGUGCACGUGGGCCCUACUGACGGGAGGCACAGCGCCCGGGACCUGCCCCGAGCUCCGGAAGAGAAGGGCCGAGGUGCCCGCAGCUCCGGCCCGCAGCGGCCCCACAGCUUCUCCGAGGCGUCGCGGCGCCCUGCGUCCAUGGGCAGUGACUGCCUCCCUGGAGACACAGACCCCACAGUGAAGAGGAAACCUUGGACUUCUCUGUCCAGCGAAUCAGUGUCUUGCCCCCAGGGAUCCCUGAGUCCUGCAGCAUCCCAGAUACAGGUCUCAGAGCGGCCCCGGAGCCUCCCACCAGCUGCUGAGUCAGAGAGCUUCCCUUGAUGCACUCUGCAGGGCCCACCCCAACCCCAAGACAGAAGGAUGUGAGGGAGCAAAGAGCUUGAGGAACGCCAUACUCCGGCUGGUCCCGGACACAUGGGAAUUGGACUCAGGGAGGGCCUGGGCGGGCAGUGCCCAGGAGGCUUGCCUGGGUUCCCAGGGCUCAGGAUCCUGACUCCCUACCCUCAUCCUGCCUUUCCCCUUGGCUCCCAUCCCCAGCCUAUGCUGGCCACUGGGAAUAGAAAGGCCCUGGUGCCCCGGGGUGACAGUGCCAAAGCCCUUCCUUCCAGUGGCAAGUCCUGGGGUGCUUUUAAGAGUCAGGGUGAGGAGGAUGGAGAGGGACAAGGUCUCUGGGAGCAGGUCAGGAGUCUUGUGUAGACACUGGCCCCCAGCUGAGAAGAAGAUGGGGCAUGUCAGGGUCUCUGCUCAGGGCAGGGUGGGACAGACAGGCUCUGAUUCAGAGAAAAGAGUAGAAAAAGGAGGAGGCAGGAUGUAGGUGAAGAAGGUGAGAGGCCAGAGGGGGAGAGGAAGUGGAAGAAGAGACAAUAAGGAUUGGAAGGUGAGAGAGGGCAUCCAGAGGAGAGUGGAAAGAUAAAGGAGGAACCAAGAAGAAGAGGAGGGGAGAGGGAGCCGAGGGGGAGAACCAGACCCUGGGGCUCUUCUCUGGGAAGGGCUUGGUGGUACUGGGAGCAAGAUUGACACUGUCAGCUAAUCCGCCCAGGGGGGGAAGAUAAUUCCAAGGAAGGGACGGGAUGGGGAGGGUAUUUAUAAGGCUUCUCGUGGGAGUCGGACACCUGUCGGGGGGCCACUGGGCGGUCUCCAGGCAUACUUUGUCCCUUCCCAGAAAGAGGGGUCCUUUUUCUCGAAGCUUCAACCAACUGUGUAUUAGGGGAACCUAGGGGGCAUUUUAUUAUUGAUCAUAGUCAUUAUUAUUAUAUUACUAUUUUUAUUAAACUUCCUCCCACUAAAGCGUGGGGGGCAAAAUAAGUAUUUAUCUCCUCAAAUGCCACAUCCCUGGGAGGGAUGGACCUGAUGCUCUGAGGCAGCAGGAAACCAAUAAAAGCAACUUUGUAAGCU
Molecule: messenger RNA, 5859 nt
Organism: Marmota monax (woodchuck)
Lineage: Eukaryota; Metazoa; Chordata; Mammalia; Rodentia; Sciuridae
Gene: Cdc42bpg
Product: CDC42 binding protein kinase gamma
Exons: 37
Coding region: 100-4785 (1561 amino acids)
Biological process (GO): actomyosin structure organization; peptidyl-threonine phosphorylation
Cellular component (GO): cytoplasm; cytoskeleton
Molecular function (GO): protein serine/threonine kinase activity; ATP binding
Source: RefSeq, a predicted model, not a curated record